AUGUCGGCCAAAUCCGGGUAUGACGUGCUGAUCAUCGGCGCGGGCAUGUAUGGCCUGCAAGCAGCUCGGACAUAUCUAGAGGUCUAUCCCAACGCCAAACUAGUCAUUCUCGAAGGCAGCGAGCAACUGGGAGGAGCAUGGAGCCAGGGCCGCGUAUACGACACGCUCUGGACACAAGACAGCCACUCGGUCGCCGAGUUCUCUGACGUCGGACUUCCCCUCGAACCGGAUCAACUCAACUGUGGUCUCUUCCGUGCAACACACAUGACGACCUACCUCGAGAUUUAUGCGCAUUCACACAAAUAUGCGGGUUCCUCCGUGGCAGAUCGGAUCCGGUUCGCCUGCCGUGUCACACGGGUCAGCAAACUGGCUGAUGAUAAGACCUGUUGGGUUGUCGAGACCGAGCAAAAGGAUGGUCGGCCGUCAAGAACCUUCCAGGCUGACAAGGUCAUUGACGCGUCUGGAAUCACCAGCGAACCCGCUCUGCCGGACCUGCCAAACUUGCAUGCUUUCCGAGGCACGCGCAUGCAUGCCAUAGAACUGGCCAGUAACCAGCUGCAGAGCAACGAGAAGGCCAUGCGCAUAGUGGUAGCGGGCGGUGCCAAGUCUGCGGCGGAUGCAGCCUACGCCCUUGCGAAGGCGGGCAAGAUUGUGCAUUGGGUGGUCCGCAAAUCCGGCGGCGGGCCUUGCUGGUAUGCCCCAUUACACCCAAAACCGCCGUUUACCUCGACCGACGAGCCUCUCCUAACCCGGGUCCUGUAUUACAUCAUGUCGUCGCACUUUGUCAAGGACACUCUGAUUGUGCGCUUCAUGAACAGGACCGCGAUCGGGCGAUGGCUCACCCGCUUUGCGUGGAAGAGCAUCGAGGCCGACUUCAGGAAACGUGCGCGAUACGACCGCAAUGACGCCAUGGCGGUGGAGAAUGGGUUCAAGAAUCUGAUUCCGGACACGCCGCUGUUUUGGGCAAAUGACAAUACCGGUGUCGAGCAGCGGGACGACUUUUUUGACACCAUUGCGACCAAGGUGCGUGUUUAUCGCGACGAUAUCACGGAGGUGGAACCCAAUGCUGUCGUGUUAUCCGACGGAACGAGGAUCGAAACCGAUGCUAUGGUCUUUGGUACGGGGUGGAGGCAGGCCCCGAGUCACUAUGACGCGCAAACCGCGUUGGACUUGGGCCUCCCAGUACCCAUCGCAGGUACCGCUGGCAGUGUGGAGAGGCAGAGAUGGGACGCGGCGGAUAAAGAAGCAGAGAAGCGGGUGUUGCAGCGAUUUCCUAUCCUGGCCGAUCCGCCAAGAUACAACAAGAGGACUGCAUCCAUGACCCCUUAUAGACUGUACAGAUGCAUCUUGCCCAUCCAAGAUCCGAGCAUCGUAUCCCUAGGCCGCGUGAACAUUAUCAAUGGAUGGCGCGUAGCGGAAGUACAGUCGCUCUGGGCGGUCGCGGCUCUGAACGGGAGGCUCCCUGCGGCCACGGCCACGGCUACGAACAAGGAGGAGAUGCAGAUGCGGCAGGACGUGGCGGACACGGCCAUGUGGUGCGCCCGGCGGUACUUGGAUAAAGGCGCCAUGGCGAACUGGUUCCUUUGGGACUGCGUAGCGUACACAGACGCCUUGCUUGACGACCUGGGCCUAGUCAGCCACCUUGGCAAAGAAGGCUUGCUGCAGCCUUGCCGUGCGCAAAGCUUGCGCGGUUUGAUUGGCGAGUACAAGGCCAGGUAUGGCUCCAGGGAAUGA
Messenger RNA from Microdochium trichocladiopsis, 1734 nucleotides. RefSeq lists its product as uncharacterized. The record is from RefSeq and is a predicted model, not a curated record. Bases 1 to 1734 code for a protein of 577 amino acids. NCBI's taxonomy places the organism in Eukaryota, Fungi, Ascomycota, Sordariomycetes, Xylariales, Microdochiaceae. The transcript has a single exon.